Molecule: messenger RNA, 1050 nt
Organism: Megalopta genalis
Lineage: Eukaryota; Metazoa; Arthropoda; Insecta; Hymenoptera; Halictidae
Source: RefSeq, a predicted model, not a curated record
AUGGAGAAGCCCGAUCCAAGAGAAUUGUCGGACGAGGAGGCGACGAGGAUGCUCGACAAAAUCCUCGAAGAGGACGAAGAGGCUAUAAACAAGGACACAUCGAACUCUUGUCCACCUCGCGAGGAAGGAGAUUAUUCCAUCAGGAGAGUUUGCGAUUGCAUGCGAACCGCCGAGAACUCGUCGAGAUUCUCGUUGAGGGUGAUGGAGGCGAUGCGAUCGUUGCAGAACGAGGAGGAUGCGUUUCUGUCCACGUGCACCGUUGAGGAUAUAGUCGGUUAUAUCGAGGCGAAUUAUCGCGACGACGGUGACCUUUACGCUCAGGUGCGGACCGCGCUGAAACAGGUCUGUUCCCAAGGAUUCGUGAUGGAACUGUUGGAGAAUGAGUACCACCUGGUAGGACCGGACGCCAUUUCGAUGAACAAAGUCACAUACUCGAACAAACGUGACGACUGUCUUUUAUCCUCAACGCCGAAGGCUCCGCCGAAGCGUCGUCAGAAAGAGGAGGACGAUUGUAUCUGCGAAGAAUCCACUGACGAAGAAACAGCAUUGAAGAAAGCACGUCCUAGGUCGUCUUCCAGAAGAGCUCGUCCUAGGCGAACCAGGGUUCUAGAUGUAGAAACAGGAGAGGAUCGUAGUUACGAAGAAGAGGAUGAUACUACCGAUGAUGAGGGUGUGAAAUUGGAUGUCGCCGACAGAACGUAUCUCCUUAGUAAAGAGCAAGCGGGAUUGCCACAUUCGUAUUCCCCAGCCAAUUUCUUUCGGAGAAGAAGCGCGAGAAUUCAAGAACGAAACGGGAAUGGAGAAAAUAGCAGAGCGAGGAUACAGCAAGCGACGAUGAAGGACGAAACAUCAGGGAAUAGAGAGGAAGAUGACUCUGUAAUCGAAGGAUCGGAUAGAUUUAACGUUGAGCAUCGAGAACAUCGGAGUCAAUUGCGGAUAAAGAAAAAGGACGAGCGCGAUGAAGAACUCAAACGAUGGAUAAAACGCUGUCAGGCGGAAUGCGUGCGGCAAGGGAAACGGCGGAAGAAUAAUUAAACGACUAAUCAACAA